GAAGAGGAUUAUGGCAAAUCCAAAAAGAAAUCUAAAGACGGCAAACACCAUAAAGGAGGGAAAUCUGAUGCUGAUGCCAAGAAAAAGAAAGGCAAAAAAAAAGAGGAAGCUCUGCAGCUUCCGGUAAAGGAAAUGCCAAAGAAAGGUCUAAAGAACAUGUCCAGGAUGUUCAUGAAGUUUUCUGGCAUCAAGAGGCGCAGGAACAGCAGGAAGAAGCUGAAAAGUACAUCGCGUUUGUUCCUGGGGUUGGGGAAGAGAAAGAACCGCAUGGCUAAGAAGAAACGCCGCAAGUCCAUGCUCAAGAACACCUCUCGAUUCAUGAUGAGGUUUAAAGCCAGCAAGAAGAGGAAAAAGGAGAAGGAGGACAAAGAGAAGAAAAAUGAUGGGACGAAGCCCACCUAUAUGCUGCUUCGUCUGGGAGGCGGGAAAGAAUCAAAUGAGAAGAAGGGGGGCUUCUUCAAAAGCUUAUUUGGAAAAAAGAAUGGUGACGGACCUCCUGACGACUUCAAGAACAGAAGUGCAUUGUUGGGUAAGGUUGCAGCAGCAACUAACUGGCUGACUAAACGCUUUAUGUCCACUAAAAUGCAAGACAAUACAGAACAGGGACGUAGAGCACAUUCCCGACAAGCCAACUCCAGAGGUCACCACAAUGGUGGUUAUGAGUAUGAUGAGGAGGCUUAUGGAUACGACCAGCAACAUUUAGUCCGCCAGAAAGGUUAUGGAGGCUAUGAUGAUGGUUAUGGAGAUGAGGAAGCAUAUGGAAGCCAGGGUCAGUUUGAUUACUAUGACAAUGGAGCAGGGGUAGCACACUAUCAAGACCUGGGUUACUAUGAGGAAGAAGGACUCUAUGAUCCAAAUACAGAAUAUUAUGAAGGUGGUCUUUACGAUGACGGCACAGGGGACUACUAUAACCCUUAUUCCUCGGCCCAAGGCUACUAUAACAACCAGGAAGCUGAUUACUAUGGUUACCAGCAACAACAGGCAAUGGCAAUGUAUGGUGAUGAGGGUCUGGACUAUUAUGCACUACUGGGUGAGGACCAUGUGCAUGGUGGAGAGGUAGAUGGAUUUCUUGACCCUCAGGCUCAGGGGUAUUAUGAUGAAAAUGGUCAAGUAGUUUACUACGGUGAGGGACAAGGGGGUUACUUUGACGAUGGACAGGCAGGUUAUUAUGAGGACCCUUAUGCAGCCACUAUGGGAAUGCAAGGGGGAUUACAACCAGACUAUCAACUUAGUUAUAGUGAUGCUGGCAUGCCCUACCAAGACUACAGCUCACAGCAGGCCAUGGGAGUCCCACCAGGAGGCCAACAGGUCUUUGGCUUUGGAGGGCAAGGGAUGAAUCAGGUACAGGGCAUGUAUGGGGACCAGUAUGCAGACCAGUAUGAUCAAUAUGGAGAUGACACCGGUGGAGAUCAGGGAGGAGAGGUGACAUUUAGAGUUCCCAGACCACAAGUGCGCUUAUUUGGGAAAGAGCGUCUAGAUGUGCCCCUGCACCCUCCACCUACUUUGCCACCUGAUCCAGAAUUUGAAGACAUGUCAGAAAUCCAGUAUGAAGACCAGAUUCUUCUUGCACCUGGUCAAUUUGGUAACAUGUCAAUACAGCAGCAAAUGGGAAUGUCACCUCAACACCAAAUGAUGAUGUUUCCUCAAGAACAAACUAUGUUUCCCCAUCAAGAACAAAUGAUGAUGCCCCCACAAAUAAUGUCACCACAGCAACAAAUGAUGUCACCACAGCAACAGAUGAUGUUACAACAAGAACAGAGUAUGUCCGCCCAAAUGAUGCCGCCACAGAUUCUGUCACCACAGCAACAAAUGAUGUCACCACAGCAACAGAUGAUGUUACAACAAGAACAGAGUAUGUCCGCCCAAAUGAUGCCGCCACAGAUUCUGUCACCACAGCAACAAAUGAUGUUACCACCGCAUCAGAUGAUGCCCCAGCAAAUGAUAUCACCACAGCAGCAGAUGAUGUCACAACAAAUGAUGUCACCUCAAGAACAGAUGAUGUUGCAACAGGAACAGAUGAUGUCUCCACAAAUGAUUACGCCACAGCUGAUGACAGACCCAAUGAUGAUGGCACAACAGGGUUAUGGCUCAGUGAUCCCUACUCCAACUGCCAUGAUUAUUAAACAAGCAAGUAUGUCCCCCCUUACUACGCGCCGCCUGCGACCCUCUCCGACUCCAUCCCGCCGCUCUGUCAUCAUGCCCUCACCACAGAUGCAGCGCCAUCCCUCUGCCAUGGCUUCCCCAGUAUCUUCUCCUAUGCUUUCACAGAGACGCAGCCCCUCCCCACAACCAUCCAUGAGGAGUGGGUUCAUUAAUAUCCAAAGACCCCCCUCUGUCAUGUCGAGACAAAUCUCACCUCCUUCCUCCCCCAUGACCUCCCCCCUCGCCCGUCGUAGAAUGCGACCUCAGAGAUCACUGACUCCUCUGGCUCGAGGACCCUCACCCCCUCACUCAACCCGUGCCUCUAUGAUCCGCCGAAGUCCUCCACCCUCACCAAGAGCAUCAAUGAGACAACAUUCUCCACCUUCCUCACCCCAUGCUUCAAUGAGGAGGCGAAGUCCUCUAGCCUCACCCUCUCCAGUCCGCAGCUCGUUUGGAGGGAGAAAGAUGCGUGGCCCACCCUCCCCUCCCCUCUCCCCUGGUCUUGCGUCUCCCCUUCACUCUCCACAGCUCAGUAGAAGACCCUCUCCUUCUCCCUCCCUAUCCCGUCGCAGUUUGUCCCCUGCAGGGCCUCGGCCUGCCCCAUCAUCUCCUACCCUCUCCCGUCGCUCAACUCGGCUGCACAGGGACCCCACACCAUUGGCACGUCCUAGGAUGGGAGGAAAUGUUCCCUUAGGUACUGUCAGGCCCUCGCCUAUGGGUCUCCGAGGGCGCCCAGUACCCCCACCCACUCAAAAUGUACGUCCAUUCCGUGACUCCUCCAUGCGUAGCAAUAGAUCUUCUGUUCUUACAGUGGACUCCUCCCUCCUUUCCUCCCCUUUUCACUCUCCUCACAUGGUCCACCGUGCUCCCCUGGGGAGGAGAGAAUCUGGCCGAUUUCCUUCUCGCCCUGUGGCUCGAGGACGUCCCCUCAUGGCCCAGCAGUCUAAAAGAAGGAUGCCUCCUGCCUCUCCACAGCCCUCCCUUAAACACAUGCCACAUCCUAGAUCCCAGCGCUUCUCUUCUCGACUUUCUCGUCAGUCCUCCCCCCUCCUGCCCCCUCGAUCUGCCCAUCCACCCACUUAUGCACAAGAAACGUAUGUUAGUGGCCCCUAUGCUGAUCCUUAUACUGAGCAGUCACAUCAAUUUGUUGCCCCCUCUUCUCCUAUGUUAUCGGGUGCUUUGCAGAAUCAGUCUAUUCGACAGGCAUCUUUCGCUUCCCCUUUUGGCCCAGAGCCAGCCCAGAUGGUAGACAUGGGUGAGAUGGUUACCGAAUAUGCAGAACCUUAUGCUCCCUCAUCCCCUAUGCUUUCUGGUGCAAUACAAAACCGGGUAAUUCGGGAUGCGUCCUAUGUUUCCUCACUGCAGAGACCAAUGUCACAUUAUGAGCAGCCUAUGGCCCCUUCAUCUCCUAUGCUAUCUAGGGCUCUGCAUAAUCAAGCUAUACAGGAUGCAUCUUAUGCUUCUCCUUUACAAAUGCCAAUGUCUCCUUAUGAACAGCCUAUGCUCCCUUCUUCCCCUAUGCUGUCCAGAGCUCUGCAUAAUCAAGCUAUACAGGAUGCAUCUUAUGCUUCUCCUUUACAAAUGCCAAUGUCUCCUUAUGAACAGCCUAUGCUCCCUUCUUCCCCUAUGCUGUCCAGAGCUCUGCAAAACCAGGUGGUGAGAGAAGCCUCCUAUAUGUCUCCUAUUCAAAGGCCUCAGUCCCCAUAUGCCCAAUCUGUACCUUCAUCCCCAAUGCUCUCUGGAGCCAUGAGACAUGGUCAGGCACUAAGAGGAGUGACUUCUUAUCAAACCCCACAGCUUCUUUCACCAUAUGGGCCAACUGUUGUUACUCCAUAUGAUUAUAUCUCUGAGCCUGGCCCAUCACCACUGCUUCAUGAUGCACUACAGAACCGUUCUAAUUUGCAGAAUGUCUCAUCUUUAAGAUCCCCUAUGAUGCAACGGCGUAACCCUUAUGCACCAGCUGGGCCUCAGCUCCAUAAUGCUCUUCAACAGAAUCAAAACCUCCGCCAAGCAUCUUAUCAGUCACCUAUGCAACUUAGACGGUCCCCACAUGGACCUCCACCUUCUUCUUCACCAAUGUUAGGAAGUGCCCUGCAAAACUCACAGCUGAUGCAGGCAUCGUACCGGCUUCCAGAUGGAUCCUUGGUGUCACCAUAUGCACACCCAUCAUCCUCCCCGUUGCUAGGCAGUGCCUUGCAAAACCGCCAAGUUCGUGGAGCCUCAUACACCUUGCCUGAUGGAUCAGUUAUCAGGGACCCCCGUGUCCCCCAGAAGCCCAUGUCUCCUAACCUUUCCAGAGCUCUUCAGAACCGGGAUGUCAAGACUGCUUCAUAUACUCUCCCUGAUGGCACCAUUAUAGACCCGAGACAGCAACAACCCAUUUCCCCAAACCUGGCUAAGGCUCUAAGCAACCCAGCUCUGCGUGAAGCCUCCUAUUCUCUCCCUGAUGGUACUAUUGUGAUUGACUCCAAGAAACAGAAGUCCCCAAAUCUUGCAGCGGCACUUCAGAACCCUUAUUUAAAAAUGGCAUCUUACACCCUGCCCGAUGGUACUAUCAUCAUUGAUCCACGAAAACCUGUCUCUCCAAACCUCUCCGGCGCCCUUCAAAACUCAGCUCUGCGGGACGCUUCCUUCACACUACCAAAAGGGGUUCAUGACCCCAAUAUACCCCUUUCACCAAACCUGGCUAAGGCCCUCAAUAACGCAGCCUUGAAAGGAGCUUCAUACACCCUACCAGAUGGAACUAUUAUAGUGGACCCUAGGAAACCAAAGAGCCCCAACCUGAAAGCCGCCCUGCAGAAUCCCUAUCUUAAGGGUGUGUCGUACACCCUGCCUGAUGGAACCAUCAUCAUUGACCCACGGAAACCAGUUGGCCCUAACCUGUCUAAAGCUCUUAUGAAUCAGGGCCUUCGUAGUGCAUCAUACCAUCUCCCUGAUGGUUCCCUGGUUAUCCCUGGCCAGAAGCCCUCCACUCCCAACCUUUCAGCUGCUCUGAGGCAAAACCAGGCACUUCGGUCUGCAGGUCUCUAUCAUCUAACAGACAGCUCUGUACUGUCAGGAGCACCCAAACCCACCGCUCCCAACCUUACCUCUGCAAUGCGGAACGAGGAACUCCGUGGUGGCAAUUUCAGACUGCCGGAUGGCUCUAUUCUCACACGUCAGUUCCACAACCCACGCCUGUCUGAAGCCGUCCAAAACCAGCAGCUUCGCUAUGCUUCAUACAGGGUGCCAACAGGUCUGCAGGGUGAGGAUAAUCGCUAUGCUGUGGUUCCACCCUAUGGGCCUCGCUCAGGACACUGGGCCAGAAAUGCACAAGGAGGAGGGGAAGGCGGGGAAGAUGUUUGGGCAGCAGAGAGGGUUUUACCACAUGGGACGGUCCAGAAUCUGUCAAAGUGGUCCAUGUACAGAGAAGACGGGGUGUUAGAAGGAUAUUCACCCACUCCUCGAUUUGUGAACGGACAGCCUCAGGACAAAGACUGGACUCCUGACAGAGAUAGAGUACCUGGUCAAAGCUGGUAUGACAAGAUCUACUCUAUCCUAAGCAUGCCCACAACAGGCCACAGGGUGAAACGCUGGGCAGAGGGAAUGGAAGACAUGACACAGCUGCCUGAGCUGAAUGAGACCACAAUUUUAAUGAACCUGAAGAAGCGCUUUGACCAGGAACUUGUAUAUACCUACAUAGGCAGCAUCCUCGUGUCUGUGAAUCCCUACAAGUUGCUCAACAUUUAUGGAACAGACAUGGUUCUUCAGUAUGAGGGCCACGGCCUGAGUGACAACCCUCCUCAUCUUUUUGCCAUUGCUAAUCUCUCAUAUACCACCAUGAUGGAUGCCAAAAAGGACCAGUGUAUUAUGAUCAGCGGAGAAAGCGGGUCAGGAAAGACUGAAGCUACUAAACUGAUCCUGCGUUACUUGACAGCCAUACAUCACAAAUGCAACGUCACACAACAGAUAGAGAUCCUGGAGGCCACGCCCCUGUUGGAGUCUUUUGGUAAUGCCAAAACAGUGCGCAAUGACAACUCUUCACGCUUUGGCAAAUACACACAGAUCUACAUGGAGGAGGGUGUAAUCAGCGGUGCCAUAACGUCUCAGUACCUGUUGGAGAAGUCCCGCAUUGUAUUUCAGGCCAAAUCGGAGAGGAACUAUCACAUCUUUUAUGAGAUGUUGGCAGGUCUUCCUCCUCAUGAGAAGCGCUCUCUGUAUCUGCAGGAAGCUGAGACUUACUACUAUCUGAAUCAGGGAGGGGAUUGUACCAUAGAGGGGAAGGAUGAUGGGGAGGACUUCAGGCGUCUGCUGAGUGCCAUGGACAUCCUUUGUUUCACCCCAGAGGAGCAAAACUGCACCUACAGACUGCUCUCCUCUGUCCUUCAUCUGGGGAACGUGUACUUCCAGCCACACCAGGCUGAGGGUCAGGAAGUCGCGUCGGUGGUGAGCGCGCAGGAGAUCAGGGUAGUAGCUGAGCUGCUGCAGGUCUCACCUGACGGCCUGCAGAAGUCUGUCACCUUCAAACUGACAGAUACAGUAAGGGAGAAGAUCUUCACUCCGCUCACAGUAGAGAGUGCUGUGGAUGCCAGAGAUGCUGUUGCCAAGAUCCUGUACUCGCUGCUGUUUAGUUGGCUGACAGAGCGCAUCAACGGAAGGGUCUACCCUCGCAACGAAGCCCUCUCCAUCUCCAUAUUGGACAUAUAUGGAUUUGAGGAGCUACAGGUGAACAGUUUUGAACAGCUGUGCAUCAACUACGCCAAUGAAACUUUGCAGUUCUUCUUUAACAAGGUCAUCUUCCAGGAAGAGCAGGAGGAGUACAUGCGGGAGCAGAUCCAGUGGCAGCAGCAGCCCUUCAGCCACAACCAGGACUGUCUCGACCUCAUCGCUGCUAAGCCUCAUGGGAUACUGCGCAUACUGGACGACCAGUGCGGUUUCCCUCAGGCAACAGACCACACCUUCCUUCAGAAGUGCCACUAUCACCAUGGAAACGACCCGCUGUAUGCCAGACCAAAGAUGCCACUGCCAGAGUUCACCCUGACACACUACGCUGGCAAAGUCACGUAUCAGGUGCACAAAUUCUUGGAUAAGAACUUCGACACGGUCCGCCAGGAUGUUUUAGACCUCUUCAUCCAGAGCAAGAACAGAAUGUUAUCCAGCCUCUUCUUAAAGCACUCUGAGUCUGGGUCUCAGCAGCGGUCUAAUGUGCGGCGCAGCAGCACGGCGCGUCGUUAUCAGGCCAACACGGUCAGCGCAAAGUUCCAGAGCAGCCUGCAGGAGCUGCUGGAGAAGAUGGAAAGGUGUAACCCUUAUUUUGUGCGAUGCAUCAAGUCAAACCAUCAUAAGGAGCCAGGAGGGUUUGACAUGGAGCUAGUCAACACUCAGCUACAUUACUCUGGCAUCAUGGAGACCAUCCAUAUCAGGAAGGAGGGUUAUCCAAUCCGACUGCACUUUCACAGCUUCCUAACACGGUAUAAAGCCCUGCUCUGCCUGAAGGAUCCUCCUCCUGCAGACGGAGAAAACUGUGUCAUCAUGCUCCAUAAGCUCGGGCCGGUGAAGAACGGCUCGUAUCAGCUGGGAGUCAGUAAGAUUUUCCUGAAAGAGGAGUUGUAUCAGCUGUUGGAGGGAAAGCGUGACCGUGUGUUGAACAUCGCUGCCAUGGCGCUGCAGAGACACACCCGCGCAUGUUUUGUCCAAAAGCACUUCGCCAAGUUGCGGCGACGUGUGAUUCUGUUUGAAACUCGCUGCAGAGGCUACGUAGCCAGAAAAAAGUUUGCUCUGAGGAGGAAGUACCUCAUCAGGCUCCGCUCCGUCGUGCUGCUCAUCGUAAACCGCCAGCGUUACAUGAGGACAGUGCUGGAGCCUGCAAGGAAAGCAGAGGAGGAUCGCAUCAACAGAGAAGUGGUGAAUGUGACUACGCUGCCUAUCCCUGCUGAGCUGGCAAUUCUGCUACAGGCGGCCUCAGGUGGUGAAGAGCUGCAUUCUGACUGCUUGGCGGUGGUUCAGGCUCCAAAGGUUCGGGUUGACCCCCAGCUGACCCUGCCCCUGGAUAUCAACAACUACCUCAUGACACACUACAUCCGGGCCAUAUUUAGGGAGCCGUUGUUUGGGAUGCUGACAGCCCCGCUGGACAGUUCACUGAUUCGAAUGGAUGAGGAGUUGAAACAAGGAGCUCUGAACAUUUUCAUUCUGAUACUAAGAUUUAUGGGUGAUCCAAACUUGAAUGGAGCUCAGGAGAAUCUGUUUGGGAACUACAUCAUCCAGAGAGGACUUGCCAAUCCCAGCCUCCGAGAUGAGAUCCUUGCUCAGGUGGCCAAUCAGGUGUGGAGGAAUCCUAACAUUUUGAAUUCAGAGCGUGGUUGGCUCCUCCUGUCCUCCUGUCUCUCUGCCUUCCUGCCCUCUCAAAGGCUGACCAAGUACUUGCUAAAGUUUGUGUCCGACUACGGCCCGGAGGGCUACGACUGUGUGUGUCAGCACCGUCUGCUUCAAGCUCUGCAGCGGUUAAAUGUCGGGCCAGAGUAUGUCCGGACGUACCCACCCUGUCUACUGGAGUGGACCGCCAAUCGCAAGAGAGCUCACACUGUUCUGCACAUACACUGCUUCGAUGGCGUGUCCUUCCUGUGUCCUCUACACUCCUGGACAACAGGAGAAGAAAUGGCCAAAGACAUCUUACAACACAGGGGUGUGAUGGAGAGCCGUCGAGGCUGGUCGGUGCUGCUGAAGGAGCCGACUCAGCUGGUGGAGCUGGAGGGCUCAGACUACGUCCUGGACUUGAUGUCGGACCUGGAGCUUCCUGCUGACUUCCCCAAACACAGCAGCUACUUCAUCAUUUCUGCACAGGAACCGACCAGAGUGCGCCCCAAUGCCAGCAUAAGCCUGUUGGGUGGUGGGUUUGACAUGAAGGAUGAUUUCAUACCUUCUGCCGUACCUGACUCUGAUGGACAAGACUUCGAGCCUCAGAGAGGGAUGGAUCGUUAUCUCGACAGCCUGUUUGACCCUGUACUGUCUGAGGGAACUGGAGAAGUAGAAUCAGGACUGUCCGGCAGGAUGAAGGGGGCCGGGGGAGUUGGAGGGGGAUGGCAACAGCAGGGGCAGUCAACCGGCCCCCCACCGCCUCCUGGGGCUGUGAGAGUCCUUCCUGUGGGAGGCGUGAUGUCGCCUCCUGUUGCUGCUGUGGCACCUGCAACACCUGAUGCCCAGCAGGCUGUUUUGGCCCAGCAGCAGCAGGCGAUCAUGAACCAGCAGGCCAUCAUCAUGGCCCAGCAGAUGACCAUGCAGGCCAUGGCCAUGGUCGGCAGCCCAGUGACGAGCCCCCCCACCUCCCCCAUCACGAGCCCUCCCAUGAGCCCUCUGCUCCCCCACCCUCAAAGCCCGUAUGCCCCCGCCAGCCCCUACGCUGUCAUACCCCCGAGUCCAUACGCUAACAUCCCACCCAGCCCCUACGCUAACUUCACACCCACUCCCUACGCUGCAGCAGACAUCCCGCCCAGGCAUCCCUAUUCUCCGCCUUCCCGAGCUCAGCCUCGUGCGGACCACCGGAAUCCACCCGAAGCUCGGCCUCAGCCUCAGCCGAGCUCCACCAAAACGAUCAGAACUGAGCAAACACAGCGUCAAGCUAACGUCGCUUCACGGGUUCAGUCAGGUAAGGACAGCGUCUCUCGGAGGAAGGCUCCAGGCAUCCCCAUAAACAAGGACACACCAGCCAGGAAGUUUGCCCCAGUGGGGACGUCUCCUCCGCCCCCUGCUGGAGAGAUGGUGAAGUACUCUGGUCGGACUACAGAUCACAUCGUCCCCAGCCAAGAUAUCCAAGAAAUUAUCAAAAGAUACAACUCCCCACCUCCAUCGGAAGACCUGCUGCUACAAGACAAGAGGAGAGCCGAGGGGAAGUUUAGGAAGAAGCAAACCCCUCGUGAUGAAGCUUUACAGAUCCUCAAACCGCAGAUGGACAACCCUCCUGCUCCACAGCCCAAACGUCCUGCUGCCCCCUCACCAUCUGCGUCUGCAGUGAAAGAGGCGGGAUUUAAACCCAGCAAGAGCACGAAGACAAGGGCACCUAAUCGUCCUCUCCCCAUUCCUCCUCGAGUUUCUCGAGAGCUUCCAGUAGAGACUGAGACCAUCCAGACACAGCUUCAUCAGAGAACCAAUGAAGAACACUACACCUACACCAAUGUUCCCUGGAGACUGUACCUCAGGAAGGAGGUCUUUAAUCCCAAAGACAGCUUCAACAAUCCUCUGGUGCUCGACCUCAUUUUCAAACAGAUAGUGAACGACACUCUGUCAGAGGCGUGUGUUCGCAUCACACGGGAUGAAAGGCAGAGAAUGAAGGCUCUUUUCGCUAAACACGGGGUUGAACAGAAUGUGGCUCCGGUGGAGGAGCAUGUGAAGAAAACAAUCGUGACGGCUGCCAGGGAAACCUGGGAAAUUUACUUCUCCCGUCUGUACCCUGCAUCGGGUAGUGUAGGAACUGGUGUGCAGGUGUUGUCCGUGUCCCACAGCGGUAUAAAGCUGUUGAAGACCGUAAAAAGCAGCGCGGCAGCUCCGGACUACUUCAGAGUCUUACGACCCUACACCUAUGCAGACAUCCUGUUUGUGACCAUCCCCUCUGAGAACAUGCUGGAGUUCAAUCUGAGCAACGAGAAACUCAUCCUGUUCUCAGCCAAGGCACCACAAGUCAAACAUCUCAUAGACACCUUCAUCAAUGAGAUCAAAAAGGAUUCAGACUAUGUGAUUGCAGAGAGAAACUUUGUGACAGACGACCGUUCGAUGCUCAGUUUUCACAAAGGUGACGUCAUCCGGCUGCAGGUUAUGGACGGGCUGGAGAAGGGUUACAGCUACGGCUGUGUGGUGAGGAAGAAGGUGGUGUUUUUGGAGGAACUGAAAAGAGACACUCAAGACUUUGGAUGGAAGUUUGGUGCUGUGUUCGGCCGCUCUGGAGCGUUCCCGGCCGAGUGCGUCCAUGCCGUCGCUCCUCCUGACUUUCUGUCGCUGCCACUGGACCGCAAGGCAGAGCCUCGAGGAGGAGCAGGACAGUUUGCCGUGUCAUCAGCCGUCGCUGUUGCCGUGGCGUCCACCAUGGCUGCACACGAGAUAGAUCAAACGAUUGAGAAAGUUUCCCUUGACGGCUUUGCUGAAGGAGAGCUGGAUGAGAGGGCCCUGCAGGACAGUAAAUAUGACAUGUUGGAGUUCGCCAAGAAGUACUUCAGACAGGGAAACAACAUGAAGGGAGGUUCCCUGAAGAACAAAAACAAAAACAGAGACUCCAGAGAACCCACUGAAAUGAUCAAGUUCUCCAAGACUCCUCUGACUGAGUCUCUGAUAGAGUUUACGGACCCGGCCAUGAACAGAGUGGCAGCUGAUCUCUUCCUGUCGGUGAUGCGUUUCAUGGGUGACUCUCCGUCAAGGGGAUCAACAGAACAGGAAGUGGUCAAUACUUUCCUCAAGCUCAUAGGAGAGUUCACCUUGAUGAGGGAUGAGGCUUACUGCCAACUCCUCAAACAGCUUACGGCUAACACCAGCUCCAAACCAGAUAGUUGCCAACGAGGCUGGAGGCUGAUGUACAUCCUGACCGCUUUCCAUCGCUGCUCUGAAGUCCUCAAGCCCUUCCUGCUGAAGAACCUGCAGCAGGCUUCUCGCAGCGCCGGGGCGCUGUACCAGGGCAUCGCUAAAGCAUGUGAGCAGAACCUGAAGAAGACGUUUCAGUACGGCGGCCGCUUCGCUCCUCCCAACAGCAUGGAGCUGAAGGCUGUGAUGGCGGGACGUAGUUCCAAACGUCAGCUGUUUCUCUUUCCUGGAGGCAUUGAACGUCACGUGAAAAUCAAAACAUGUUCUGUUGCCCUGGAGGUGAUUGAAGAGCUGUGUUAUGAGAUGGGUUUACACAAACUGGAGGCUAUGGAAGAAUAUGCCAUAUUUUUAGUCACCAACAGAGGUCAGAAUGUGCGACCUCUCAACAAACACGAGUACAUCCUGGAUGUUGCGACAGAGGCCGAGUUAGUCGACACCAACUACAGCUUCUGGUUCAGACGAGUCAUCUGGACUCAACCGCUGAAGUUUGAGAAUGAGCUCUGUGUCACCAUGCACUAUAACCAGAUCCUGCCAGAUUACCGUAAAGGCCUGCUAAAUGUUCUUCCACAUGGAAAAGUGAGCGAUCAACAGUUCCACCAGUUAUGCAAACUGGCAGCUUUGCAGCACAGAGCCAAAGACAUCAUCUUCAUCCCCAGCAUACAUGAACUAUCGGAGUACAUCGCCGCACCUCUGUUCAAGAAGCAGCCACCCCAGCAGUGGGUUACCAUGGUGACGCAGCACAUGCAGCAGGUGCAGAGCCUCAACCCGCACCAGGCCAGAGCACAGUUUCUGGGGCUGAUCAGUGCAUUCCCCAUGUUCGGCUCCUCGUUCUUCUACAUCCACAGCAGCAGCUCCACCACCUUCUACGCCCCCUGUAUUGUUGCUGUCAAUCAACAUGGCUUCCACUUCCUGCACAAAAAUACACAUGAGCUGAUGGUAUUGGUCCCCCUGGAGGAGGUGCAGUCCAGCCGCACCCAGAGGCCCACUGCUGGAUCGAGUUACCCGUAUGUAGACCUCACCCUGGGGGACGUGAACACACAUCGGGUCAUUCAGCUGCAGCUGGAGCAGGGCCUGGAAUUGUGUCGAGUCAUCGCCAUGCAGGUGGAAAACAUGAUGUCUGUGCGGGAGAGGAGACUCACGCUGCCACCCAGCGAAAUCACCAUGUUAUAAGGCUUGCUUCAUUAUACACACAUGCAGUGGUGGGAAGUAACUAAUUACUCAAGUACUGUACGAUUUUGAGGUACUAUUAUUUUACUUGAAUAUUUCAAUUUUAUGAUACUUUAUUACUUUGCAGAUCCAGAUUAAUUACAAAAUA
Cottoperca gobio is the source of this 12997-nucleotide messenger RNA. RefSeq names its product myosin XVAb (gene myo15ab). The record is from RefSeq and is a predicted model, not a curated record. Gene Ontology annotation, cellular component: cytoskeleton; myosin complex. The coding region runs from base 133 to 12852 and encodes 4239 amino acids. NCBI's taxonomy places the organism in Eukaryota, Metazoa, Chordata, Actinopteri, Perciformes, Bovichtidae. The transcript has 74 exons. Gene Ontology annotation, molecular function: ATP binding; cytoskeletal motor activity; protein binding.